Plasmodium vivax (malaria parasite P. vivax) is the source of this 7386-nucleotide messenger RNA. RefSeq lists its product as hypothetical. Bases 1 to 7386 code for a protein of 2461 amino acids. Gene Ontology annotation, cellular component: TRAPPIII protein complex; phagophore assembly site; cytoplasmic vesicle. Lineage: Eukaryota; Apicomplexa; Aconoidasida; Haemosporida; Plasmodiidae. The transcript has 3 exons. Gene Ontology annotation, biological process: protein localization to phagophore assembly site; endoplasmic reticulum to Golgi vesicle-mediated transport. The record is from RefSeq and is a predicted model, not a curated record.
AUGGCCAGGCGCAUCGAGGCGGAAAUCAAAAACAUCAUCGGGGAGAUCUACGUGCCGACGAUCCUAAUUAGCAGCAGCCGAACGGCGAACCGAGAAGUGGCGCUGUUCCUGGGCAUCAGCAUAAGCGACCUCUUCCAGCCAUUCGGGUGCCCCAACCACCUGGUGAAUGACAAAAAUGAGCCACUAGACCUAACCCUAAGUGGAGCAGUAAGCCUAAAUUACUUAAGCAAAAAUAAUGUCGUAUGCCAAAAGACAAUAGAGUACCAGAAUUUUAAGCUGCGCUUUGUUAACGUGGAGGAAUACAUAGAGGUGAAGCUAGACGCCUUGGACCGGCUCUUAAUUGAGACCAUUUCGCAGAAUGAGCCGGACUACAGCGACAUUUAUAGCGAAAGGAACUUAAGUGCCUACUUUGCGAAGAACAAUCGGGACAGUGCCGAGCAGAGUGAGGACCAGUUCAACUACAUCUGCGCCAACUCAAAUGCGUUAGCAGCUGAUGUGAAGAAGGAAGUUUUGCGGAAGCCCGCGGGGGGGGCGUUCCCCUCGCACAGUGUGUACAGCGAAAGGAGAAAGGAGUCCCUAUCGAACGUGCACAAAUACAACGCCUUCUUCCUGCCGUGGUUUAGGACCUACUUUAAGACCGCCUGGAAGUACACGCACCUGCUGAGCGACAGCUCCUGUACCCCCCUGGGGCUCAUCUACAUCUGCAGCACGAGGGACCAAAACGUAAUCGAUACGUACAAAGGUAUGAUGCAGAAGGAGUUGAAAAAGGAACACGUGAAUGUGCAUGCACAUAUACCCAAAUGUAUUGUUCUCCUACACAUAUCGAGCAACCAAGAAGAUGAUAUAGAGACUGACGUGCAGAAACUUUUUGUGAAAAUCCAGUCCACCUUCCUCAACUUCAAGUGCCAUUUGCUUAUCAUCAAGGCGCAUCGAUUUAUGAGUAACUGCCUAGGGGGAGGGAAGGAAAAUGUGCAUGCGGUGGAUACUCAUACGGUGGACACUCAUACGGGGGACACUCAUAAGGGGGAUCACCUAGACGGGGUUGGUUCCCCCCCUAGGGUUAGAGGCCCUUCUGAUGAAGAGCUGACAAAUGGAGGAGUUACCCAGGUGGGCAGCCCCUGCGAAGGGAAGCCCCCCUCAGAGGGGCCCAACAAACAAACCGUUGAGGAGUACGGAGAGGCCAAAGAGAACGACUCCACCGCUCAACAGCCACACUCCAAGGAAAGCGUCCUAGGGGACGAACGACUCUUAUCCUACACAGAGAUUAACUCCAUAAGGAGGAGCAAAAAUAAGUUUUGCUCGCAAAGGAACCCCCACCAUCUGCGGUUAAACAGAAUACAGCAGCUGUACGCAGACAACUUGGGUAGCCAUUUUGGUGACUCCAUUCAGGAUGGGAUAAAGGCAGCCACAAGUAGCACCCAAAUUGAGGAAAUGAAAAAGGUAAAAAAAAACUUUGCCAAUCAAAUGAGCCACGUAUAUGAUUACAUAUUGUCAAACGAAACUAUAUACAUCAGUAAGAAGGACCCCCUGCAUUUGGAUGAGACCUACUUCUGCUGCUGCCUCGACCACGUGGAUAUUGUCUCCCUAAAAAUGUUUUUUCAUAACUUUGUGCAAAUCUGUGUAAUCCCCUACAUCAGCACAAUCACCUACGAGGUCAACCACCUCAUUUUGAGGAACAGAAAGACCUUUCGCAACCAGCUGAAGUUCAUGUGGAAGAGGACCAAGCUGAAUUUUACGUCCACGGAUGCUGCUCUGUUGGUCGCUGAGCAGACAGGCAGUGCUUUCCUCAACGUCGCUCAGAAUGUGCUGGCGCCGAGCAGCGAUGUGCACGACGCGCAUAAUGCGCAGGGUGUGCGGAUUACGCAGGGGGUACAAGAUGUACAUGCUGUACAGGAGGAGGAGGGGAGGGCUGCCCUUCGGGGGGACCACCAGAGAAGCACUCCGCCCGAGUCCCCUUCGGUGCAGAGGAGCACAAGUGGGUAUUCGGCGCAGGUGGGGAGCGCGGUUAAUGCGGCAAGCGCGGUUAAUGCGGCAAGCGCGGUUAAUGCGGCAAGCGCGGUUAAUGCGGCAAGCGCGGUUAAUGCGGCAAGCGCGGUUAAUGCGGCAAACACAGUUAAUGCGGCAAACACAGCUAAUAUUGCAAACAUGGGUAAUGCUUCCAACACGGGCGACGCCGCCAACUCAGGAGAGGCGAAGAGCUACGGCAAGGAGCCCCUGGAGCGGCUGUACAAAACGCUCUGCGACGUGUACUUCAUCCUGGGGGAGUACGAGCUGGCCUACGGCACGCUGAAAAUCUGCAUCAACGAAUUUAAGCACGACAAGCUAUAUUCCUACCUGGGCAGCAUCUACAAGCUUACGAGUCUUUGCAUAUUCAGCAUGGAGAGUCUGGUGAACAAAAAGGACUCCCUGUACUACCUGGACCUGAGCUACCAGAUGUUCGCCAAGUGCCAGCACCUCAACUACAUGUUCAUAUGCUGCAUAUUAAAUUACUACUUGUCUCUGAUGCAUGAUGGGAAGAACGAGGCAUCCGUAAACAUUUUGAUCAACGCUAAUGUGGAUUUUACCUGCCUGGAUGAGAGACUCAUUGAGGAGAGCAGACCCGUGGGCGAGGGGAGACCCACCAAGCUGUCCUUCCAAAUUAACAACAUAAGGUCGGGGCUGCUCCUCGAACAAAUAACUUACAGUUACAAGAAAAGGAAAAAAAAAAAAAAAAAAAAGGAACGACCCGUUGAGGUAGUGGCCAAUUCAGCUCAUAAGAGGGAAGCUUCUAACCUGGGGGGCGCUAAAGGGGGAACCACUACGAUGGGGGAGCACCACCUGAACGGGCAAGGUGCACAAACGAAGCAUUUACCAAGCGGGGGUGACACCACUUCUGGGCAGUCCCACCUGGGGGACGCAUCGCUCGAAGGCAACCAAACGGUUCACCCCCCGUUUGGUGAAAGUUACAAUGUGAACCACUGCAAAGGGAACGGAGAGCGAAGUGGCGACUCUCAGAAGCGAAGACAAACCGUGGAGACUCUCACCAGCUCAGAUGAUUACGAGGAGGGGAGUUACCAAAGUGCGAGUCGAGGCAGUCUCCAUCACGAUGUAAAAAAUCCCCCCCUGGAGGAUGACCCAGAGGAGCAAAUUGCCCCCCAAAAAAACGACUACAAAUGUAGGAAGUACCUAUUCGAAAUGACCCUGGCUGGACACACGUUCAAUAAAUGUGGGUUUAAGAAGCUGGCUCUGUUUUGCUAUUCCAAGGUGCUAAAAAAAUAUGAGAAGAAAAAAAUGAAGCACAUUUACGAGCACUUGCAUUUUAUGAUGGCUCGGCAGGCAUUCAGCAUCAAUUUGUACUACGAGGCACUGAACCACUACAUCUGCAUUUUGAAUUCCAUCGCCAAGAGCUUCGAACAGUCCUACGUCCUCAACGGACGCGUAGACAUGUACUGUGCGUCUCCGGAUAAGGAGAUCAACUUCAUUAGGGAGUUCGCUUACGUGUACAAAAUUUACGUCGACCGAGUUUUGAGCAGGUUCUUCCGGCGGCUGCGGGACCGGGGCGAGCCAACCGGGACGUCCAACCAGGCGUCCAACCAGACGUCCAAUCAAACGCCAUCUCAGCAAACUUCGUUUCGGCAAACUUCCACCAACGAAGCUCCUCCCAACGAAGCUCCUCCCAACGAAGCUCCUCCCAACGAAGCUGCUCCCCCCAACGAAGCUGCUCCUCCCAACGAAGCUGCUCCCCCCAACGAAGCUGCCCCCCCCAACGAAGCUGCUCCCCCCAACGAAGCUGCUCCCCCCAACGAAGCGGCCCCCCCCAACGAAGCUGCUCCCCCCAACGAAGCUGCUCCCCCCAACGAAGCGGCCCCCCCCAACGAAGCUGCUUCCAGCGACGCGGCCGCCCCGAACAAGCCAAACCGAAUGCUGUACUUCCAGGAGGACGCCGAGCAGAACAUAAUAAAGCCCCUUAACCUGCGCAUCCCCCUCCUCCACAUAAGGGACGACGAGGGCUGCUUCGUGAACUCCCUUUAUGUGAGCAAAACGAACAUCUACACGUAUCAGCGGAAAGUCGAAACUAACCUCUUCAGCAUCAUCAAGGAGAGCCUCUUCAAAAUGAAGGCCUACGACACGACAGUUGAGGACCUGUUCACCAUCAUGGCUAGGGAGGUUAAAAAUUUGUCUCCGGCAAACCUCCACGAGCUGAAUUACCUCCACGUCACGUACAAGAAGUUUAUCAAUUGUGUGUACAGCGGUUGUGUUGAAGGUUCUUCAGCUGAGGUUCCCUUUGGUGAAGGGGUAGAAGGUGCGGAAGGCGCAGAAGGUGUGGGGGGGUCUUUCACAGGGGCUGCUACCCCCGUGGCUGCUACCCCUGUGGCUGCUACCCCUGGGGCUACCGCUACAGAAGGGAAGCGGGAUAACAACUACCCCUACGCUGCUGAAGACUCACCCAUCAAAUCGAUCACCACGACCCCUUUCCUCAGCCCAAGCAGUAGGGAGUGCUUCACCACGUACGUCCACGACCUGAAGAGAAAAUUCACCAACUGCCUCCCCCUCAUGCGGUCCAUAAAAGGGAAGAAUAUUUACCAGAGGUCCACAACCAAGGAGGAAACCAUCGCGAACAGCAAAUUCGUUCAGUACGCUUCCAAGGGGGAAUUCAUCUUCGUGACUUUUAAGCUGGUGAAUCCCCUGCACACGAAGGUGGAAUGUCAGGGAGCCCACAUCUGCGCGUAUUACCAUAACGGGGGAAUGAAUAACGACGUUGAGGUUGAGAAGAGGGUAAUAAUUUUGGAGGCCAGGGAGACCAGGACCUUCACGCUGUUCCUGCGCCCGCAGAAGAGGGGCUUGCUCUUCAUUUCGGGAAUAACGUGGCACCUUUUCGGCCUCGUCAAGGUGCACCAGAACUUCUUCGCGCACGGCAUGAAGAGGCUAAAUAAAAAGUUCGACCGCAUGCACACCAUCAAGUACGACGAAGUGUACGCCAGCGAUUGGAAGGAGGACAAAGAGGACAAGAAGCAAAGUGUAAAGCGGCUCAACAAGGAAAUUAACUCAUAUACCUGGUCUAGCAACAUUGGAAUGCCAGAAGGGAACAGCGCAGGAUGUAUGAAGCACUACGACGUAGAUAACAGGCUGCUCCUCUACGUCUACGACAAUACAUAUCAUUUCUCCUUCCAAUUUGAAGACGUCCGUUCGGGGGAGAAGAGAGACGUCAGCAAUUAUGAGGUAGAUUUUGUUGAGCUUUUCGAAGGAGAACAGUUCGAGAUGGUCAUAAAAGCGGUUAACCACUCAGCCAUGCCAGUUAACUACCUAAGUGUGUGCAUAACCCCGUCCAGCCUUUUUAAUUGCUAUAAGGUGGUACAUAACGAGGAGGAGUACCUACUUGGGGACCCCCCAAAUGAACUUAACCCAACGGGGAAACGCCUCUCCGUAGCUGCCGACCUGUACUGUGAAGAGGCACUACGUGAAGACACCAACGUGUUUAGGCAAAAAUUUAAAAACAAACAAAUUCAGCACAUAAAAAUCAGUGGAGAUAUUUUCCCCAAUGACGUUUUUUACCUGCACGUUCAGGUAAAAUCGAACUGUACAGGGAUGCACAAAUGUAUGAUAACAGCUUUGUGCAAACAUAAAAAUGAAGCGGAAAACGUGGGAGAUGACGCGCACAUGAAGAGGAAAAAAGAAAGUGGCCUCAGUUAUCCAGAAAUGUUCGUUGAAAAAAAGGAAAAAUGUUUUUUAUUCAUAAGGCUGCUGCAUGUCGUUCCGCUGGUCAGGCUAAGUACAUACCUCCUCACCCCCUGCCAUGGUCCCAACUCGUUCAUUUAUUUCUUCAUCCACAACUUGUGCAGGAGUGACAUUUACAUGCACAGCAUACUUUUGGAGGGUGAAAAGGGGCCCCCCAAAGGAAGUGUAAACAUACACUCCAUUUCGAGCUUCACCAAGUUGGUUACCCUGCACGCGUCCGAUUUUUUGCACCUCAGGAGAGGAGAAAAAUCCACGGCGCUUCUCUGCGCAAGGGGGGCCCCUCCAAACGUAGCAGUGGACGUGUUGAGAAGCUCCCCUCAUAAUGAACCCCCCAUCGCCGUCCACAUGAACUGGGUCGUCAAGGAUGGAACGCACACCCGCAAGGGGUCCUUGAAAAAGGCAGUCCACUUCCCCACCGAUAUAGUUACCCUCUCUGUGGACCAAACGGAUAGAGACAUUUACCUGAAUGGCAAAAAGGAAAAAAGUGUCAAAAUAGCCAUCAACAUUCGGAACAACUCAGGAGAAGACCUCACCAAUUUUUAUGUGCAAGCUGAGGAGGUGGACUGCAUGAAUUCGGCCCUCUCCAUGGAGUGUUGCGGGGAUGAAGGGGGGCACGAGGUGGAAGUUACAGAGGUGGGGCUUAACGAGGUGGGAGAUAGCGAGAUGGAACUUCCCAUGUUGGACGCUCCUGAUCGGGGCACCGAUCGGGGGGAGGAGCCCCCUGGACAGACGGAAUACCCACACAGGGAUGGCCCUCCGCAGGUCGAGGAGAAACUCCCCUCGGCAAGCAGCAUCAACGUGAGCGCCGCAAUCGUGGGUGAUACGGACAUACCCAGCUGCGCAAACGAGUUGGGGACGUUCCAAAUCGAUCAGGUGUUGGAGUGCAACAACCUGUAUGAUGGGGACUCCCCCCAAUGUAGCAUGGACGCACCAAAAGGACCGGCGAGCGCCCCCCAUUUCUCCUACCACUCCUCACUUAACGACGAAAUAAGCAUUGCACAGAACAGCGUGGUGCGGAAAAUCAAGUUACCCAGUUACAACCCCAUAAGCGCAAGCUACCGACGGGAUGGUAACUUUGAGGUAAGCAUGUCGACGGGGUUUCCUGAGCGUGGUUGUCUCCCCGAUGAGGUGGAUGGGGAGGGCGAGCCUGUCAGUGAAGGGGUUGGCCUCUGGGCCAGCGAAAGGCACGAUAUGAAGCACGUCUCGAAGCAGACCGCUAACCAGACCGCUAACCACACCGCGAAGCACACCGCGAACCAGGACGUGCUACUCGAGGCAGCCAACUCGACGGCAAAAAGAAACCUCCGCAAGGAUAAAAUGACCAGGAAGUUCCACCAAACCGUAAGGGACAACACAUAUGUGCACAACAGCCACUGCGCAGACGCCCACCAGUGCACCCCACUGGGCAGCAACCUCCCAUCAGCAAAUGCCCCAAAGAAGAAAGCCACAGGAAGAAGGGCCCUUUCAUUAAGCGGCUUUCUCUUCAUGGGUAUUAUCCAAAGGCAUGUAAAAAGAUUGAAAAAGGGACAAAGCAAAAAGUUAUAUUUUAAUGUGCUCUUCACUCGGGAGGGAAUCUACAACAUAAAUAAAUUUCACAUCAUUUUUGACAUGCACAAUCAGACGUUCAUGGUGCAGCCGCUCAACCAAUUAAUUGUGCAGGUGCACCGGUGA